GAAAGAGAGAAGUAGAAGUAAAUCGAAGGAAGAAUCGGAUGCAAUCAAGUCAAAAUGGUUAAUACCUCCACAAUAAAACUCACCAUUCAUUUUGGUCUAUGAAGAAAAAAGAUGAAGAUUACACAUACAAAGGAGAGCUGGGUUCUCACAGCGUGAAUUGGAAAGUAUCAGACAUUACUUAGAAACUAUUUGAUGACUUCUGCAGGCUUGAUGCAAUUGCAUGCUCCAAUUAGGUUCAUAUGGUAUAAAGAGGCUGGGAAAGAGAUGAAGACCGUCAAUUACGUCUUUGAUGAUAGUCACGAAGACAUGUUUCCGUUGUUUAUGUUAGGGCAAAUUUUGCGGGAGCUUGAUAUCUAUGUGGAACAUGACAUUUCAGAAAACAGUGACACUGGAGUGAUUCAUUAUCUACCAAGUAGUCAACGUGAAGAUCUUCAUUGUGAUGAGGACCCAAAGUUCAGUUCAUAUAAUGAAGAAAGGGAGAAUGUAAAGUACAUGUCAGAUAGUGAUGUAGAUGUCAAGAGGUCAAAAGAAGAUGAAGAACCUGAGCAAUCUGAGGAUGAAAGACAUGAUGAAGGAUAUGAUGCUGAGGGUGAAGAUCAAGAUCAGGCCGGCGGUGAGGCUGAGUUUGAUGAUAAUUUGGCGGAAGGUAGAGAUGCGAAUGUGUCAGCUGCAGAGGUAAAUGGAAAUGAGAACAGAAAUCAGGUUGAUGAGGGAGAUGAAAUAAUUUUAGAUGCUGGUGAUGGAGCUAAUGAUGAUCGUUUUAAGUCAGUAUUUGAGGAAGGUUCGACGGUUAUACCAGAUAGAGAAACAUAUAAAAAUACUGAUGAAGAAGAUGCAAAUGAGAGAGAAGCAGCAGAUAGUGAUGAAGAAUAUGUUUUGGAGGAGAAUGCACAUUAUCCGGAUACACCAGUAGAGUCAGAGGAGGAAUGGGAACAAUGGGCUAAUCCCAAACGACAAAAAUGAGAAAGCAUAGAGGGAAAGACCAGUUUCAUGGGGAUUUGGAUAAAGAGCCAUACAUAUUGUUAUUUCAGAAGUUUAAUAGUGGAUUAGAGUUUAAGGAUCAGUUGUUGCAGUAUGCAUUGAAGACCCAAUAUGAUGUGAAGAUAGCUAAGUCAGAAGCAAAUAGGAUAGCUGUUAUCUACAAUGCGGAUAAGAAUAAGGAUGAUAAGAGGAAGGAGGAUAAGAGGAAGGAGGAUAAGAGUAAGAAGGGUAAGAGUAAGGAGGAUAAGAGUGAUACGAGCAAGUGUAACUUCAGAGUCCUUUGUUCUUAUGAGAAACCUAUUAACAAAUGGAUGAUGAAGGUUUGUCACAUGCAUCACAAUCAUCAGAAGACAAGCAGGGUUUCAAUGUUGAAACAAGGUGUCAUUGCUGGGUUAUUUAAAGAAGAGAUCAGAAGAAACAUUGGCUUGCCUGCAGCCGAGAUUAAGGAUGCAAUAAAGGACAGAUAUAACAUUGUUCUAGACGACAAUCAAGAUGAUCCUAUACGCUAUGUUGCUGAGUAUUACUACACUCGUGUGCUGAAAAAAACGUAUGCGGAAAACAUCAAACCGAUGAAAUUAAUGUAACAUAACA
Messenger RNA from Eutrema salsugineum, 1572 nucleotides. RefSeq names its product HIV Tat-specific factor 1 homolog. The transcript is spliced from 2 exons. The coding region runs from base 193 to 963 and encodes 256 amino acids. The record is from RefSeq and is a predicted model, not a curated record. Lineage: Eukaryota; Viridiplantae; Streptophyta; Magnoliopsida; Brassicales; Brassicaceae.